Verticillium alfalfae VaMs.102 is the source of this 1656-nucleotide messenger RNA. Its product is annotated as lipase. The record is from RefSeq and is a predicted model, not a curated record. Lineage: Eukaryota; Fungi; Ascomycota; Sordariomycetes; Glomerellales; Plectosphaerellaceae. The transcript has a single exon. The coding region runs from base 1 to 1656 and encodes 551 amino acids.
AUGCAUGUCCGAUCUUUUCUGUGGGCGGCCCUCUGCUGUUGUGAGGCCGUUGUGGCACAGGCACCCCUCGCAACAACUGUCAACGGCACCUACCAGGGCGCCCACCUCUCUUCCUGGGACCAGGAUGCUUUCCUGGGCGUCCCUUUCGCUCAACCUCCGAUCGGGGAUCUGAGAUGGCGCUGGCCACGAAGCCUCAAUGAGUCUUUCACCGAUGUCCGAGACGCGACAAAACAGGGAUACAGCUGCAUGCAGUAUCGCGGCAACUUCGACAUGUCCGAGGACUGCCUCACCCUCAAUGUCGUUCGACCAUCCGGCAAACAGGAGAAGCCUCUUCCUGUACUCGUUUGGAUCUUUGGCGGUGGCCUCUACACUGGCUCCAUUGCCGAUCCCCAGUACAACCUGUCUGGCAUUGUCAAGGUCAGCCAAGACAUGGGCCAACCUGUCAUCGCUGUCGCCAUGAACUACCGUCUCAACAUGUACGGCUUCCUGCAAACGCCGCAAUUGUUGGCUGAAGGUUCAAGCAAUGCCGGUCUUCUCGAUCAGCGACUUGCUCUCCGCUGGAUCCAAGAAAACAUCGCCGCAUUCGGUGGUGAUCCCGAUCGCGUUGUUAUUUGGGGUGAGAGUGCCGGAGCCCAGAGCAUCGCCUACCACCUCUUCAGUUAUGACGGGCGCGAUGAUGGCCUUUACAGGGGCGCAAUCAUGGAGAGUGGCGGUCCGACCGGCGCUCAGGUGCAGAACCUGCCAUACUAUACCGUUCCUGUUGAGAACCUGACCCGCUCGGUCGGCUGUUGGACGGCCUCGAACCAGUUGGCGUGCCUUCGCGGCCUGAGCCAGGAGGCUCUUUUCGCUGCCCGCCCCAGCCAAGUGUGGAACCCGCUCAUCGAUGGAGACUUCUUGACUGGAUACCCAAGCCAGCUGAUGCCGGGAGGAAGCUUUGUCAAGGUCCCGCUGCUUAUUGGACACAACACGGACGAGGGUAUCAACUUCAGGCCGACCUCUCCGAGACCCGAGACGGCAAAGGACCUCCAGAAUGCAUUUGCCAGCUGGCGAUCCUACUCACUAUCAUCUCCAACCAUCCGUAAACUCCUCGAGCUUUAUCCCGAUGACCCCUGCGAUGCGCCGCCACACGCCAUCACCAACUGCAGCCGUCUGCCCGCCUUAUCGAGGGGCUCACAGUGGCGUCGAGGAGCAGAUAUCGGUGGCGACCUAGUCAUGAUCUCCGGUCGCCGCAAGAUGUGCGAGCUAUAUGCUGGACCCAUCGGAGAGUCGCAGCCUGUUUACAGCUACCGCUUCGACCAGCGACUCUGGAAUCGCGCCGAAGUCGAUGGCGUGCAGCACUUUGACAAUGUCGCCUUUAGCUUCCAGAACAUCUCCGGACUACUGGGCGCAUCGCCCACGUAUGACUCUCACGUCAAGCUGGCCCGCACAAUAGGACAGGCGUACGUGAGAUUCGUCUACAACCUCGACCCAAACCCUGCCUGUCGCCACAAUGCGACGGACGUCAUGGCCUUGCCCAAGUGGCCCCGGUAUGAUCUGGACAAGCCGGUCAACAUGGUUUUGAAUGCUACAGAAAACCAUCUUGAAGACGACACAUACCGCAAGGAGGGUAUGGCGUACAUUAACUCGCCCGCUGUCGCUAGGGAAUUGCUCGCCUAA